Molecule: messenger RNA, 1000 nt
Organism: Anolis sagrei ordinatus
Lineage: Eukaryota; Metazoa; Chordata; Lepidosauria; Squamata; Anolidae
Source: RefSeq, a predicted model, not a curated record
UUUGCAUAAUCCCAAAGGAGGGAAGAAUGCUCUUUGAGGAGGAUAUAUCAUAAAGGGAAGUGGGCAGGCAUCACUCCUCCUCCUCCUUUUGGGGACGAGCUAUAUACAGCUUUGGUUUCUUGAUCUGAGGUCUGAAGAGGAAGCGGCUGCAAAAUGGGGCCUUUCCUGCUUGCCCUGGUGGCUCUGCUUGCAGGAACUUUUGGAGAAGAAGACGAAAAUGCAGAAAACGUGACCGGGAUUGUUGGGGAGUCGGUCGCUUUCCAGCUGAAGUUGUCCUCACCAUUUGAAAUAAUUACUUGGCAGAGAACGAAGGGAAAGGAUGUUGAUACCGUUGGCGUCUUGAAGCAGGGAGAGAAAUGUUCAUCCAUCAUAACCCUCAUAAGCUUGCAAGGGCGACUGAAUGUCUCUGAAGACUGCAAGACGAUUGAAAUCCUCCGCCUGCAAGAAGAGGACUCGGCCACUUUCAGGGCUCAGGUCACAAUCCCUGAAAAGAAAGAGUUAUUAAUUUUCCUCUUCCGCCUCCAAGUCUUCAGGCAUUUGCUAGAUUCAGACGUGCAAAUCCAUUGCAAUGCGAUCGGGAAUGAGACUUGGCGGCUGAACUGCUCAGCGGGAGAGUCGGAGGAAGGGGUCAUGUUCAAGAUGGCUGUCGACGAGUGGGAGGAACACUCCGGAAGGACUCUGGAUGUCCACGAUGGCAGAGGGGAUGGAAAGAACCUGACUAUCUCUUGCACAGCCAGGAAUCCCAUCAGCACCGCCUCCAGCGCAUGGCCCUUGCAGGAUCUCUGUGGUGAGUUAUACAGAAUACGGUAGAAUGAGAUAACGACGCUUUGGGGGAAGGAAUCCUGGGUCAGUUGCUUUGAUCACUGUAUCAGUUGCUUUGCAGUGAAUGAAGGCCUAAUUGUUGGAGCUCAGCCUGUGGUUGUGUUUCAGGAUCAGGGUGCGUUGGAUGUGGGGAGUGAUGACAAUGAGUUCCAAGAUCGCAAUGGUCUGGUCAAUGAUA